Molecule: messenger RNA, 750 nt
Organism: Penicillium griseofulvum
Lineage: Eukaryota; Fungi; Ascomycota; Eurotiomycetes; Eurotiales; Aspergillaceae
Gene: xgeA
Product: putative endoglucanase
Exons: 2
Coding region: 1-750 (249 amino acids)
Biological process (GO): polysaccharide catabolic process
Molecular function (GO): cellulase activity
Source: RefSeq, a predicted model, not a curated record
AUGAAGUCCUUCAUCGCACCCGCUCUCCUCUCCCUGGCGUUGUCCACCUUGGGCGACGCCGCCUCCGUCCCAACCAAGGGCCUCGUACGUCGCGCAGACUUCUGUGACCAGUGGGGCACAGCCACGACCGACGAUUACAUUCUCUACAACAACCUCUGGGGCCAGGACGACGACCCAUCCGGCACCCAGUGCACGGGACUGGACAAGGUCGACGGCAAGACGAUCUCGUGGCAUACCUCGUGGUCGUGGGCCGGUACUAAGUGGCAGGUUAAGAGCUACGCCAAUGCCAAGUUGCAGUUUACUCCUAAGACUUUGAGUGCUGUUACCAGCAUCAAGUCUGCCUGGGAAUGGAGUUACUCUACCACCGAUAUCGUUGCUGAUGUCGCAUACGAUAUGUUCCUCAGCUCUACUCCCGAUGGCAAGGAGGAGUACGAGAUCAUGGUGUGGCUUGCUGCUCUGGGUGGUGCGGGCGCCAUCUCAUCCACUGGCAAGCCCAUCGCUACCGUCACCAUCAGUGGUAAGGAGUGGGAUGUGUACGUCGGUCCUAAUGGUGCCAUGACCGUGUACAGCUUCGUCGCCAAGGCUACGGUUACGAGCUACUCUGGAGACCUGAUGGACUUCUUCAAGUACCUCGAGAAGGACCAGGGUCUGAAGGAUAGGUUGUACUUGAUUGAUGUUCAGGCUGGUACUGAGCCAUUCACUGGUAAAGCCGAUCUGACUGUUUCAUCAUACACUGUUGCCGUUGUUUAA